Molecule: messenger RNA, 766 nt
Organism: Carassius carassius (crucian carp)
Lineage: Eukaryota; Metazoa; Chordata; Actinopteri; Cypriniformes; Cyprinidae
Product: C-C motif chemokine 2-like
Exons: 4
Coding region: 268-645 (125 amino acids)
Biological process (GO): chemokine-mediated signaling pathway; neutrophil chemotaxis; cellular response to type II interferon
Cellular component (GO): extracellular region
Molecular function (GO): CCR chemokine receptor binding; chemokine activity
Source: RefSeq, a predicted model, not a curated record
UAAUGUUUAUACUCAGAAAAUGAUCUGUCUGAAUGUCUUUACGAGGAAUACGUCUGAACACAUCAGCUCUGAGAUCUUCAAGCUCUUCAGAACUUCUACAGAUUCUUUCUGUCAUUGUGAAUAAACUUCUUGAAGAAUGAGAAGCCUGAUGUCUGUUGUUUCUGGUGCACAGUCUUGAAGAGUUUUAUUUGUGUUUCAGUUGUGAAGUGCUGACUGUGUACUGAAUUUUGUAUGAACAAUACAAAGUGUGAAGAAACAUCUUGAAGAAUGAGAAGCCUGAUGUGUUUGCUGUUCCUGGUGAUCUUCUGCUCUGUGCAGAUGACUUCAAGCGCUAACCUGGCAAAUGAAGUGGCAAACUCAAACUGUUGUGGAGAGUUCAGUAAAGUGAAGAUUCCUGUGAAUAAAGUGGUGUCUUACUAUUGGACCAGCAGCAUCUGUGCCAGACGCGCUAUUGUGUUUAAGACAAUUUCAGGGAGAGAGUUCUGCAUUGAUCCAAAGACUGCCUGGGUGAAGAGUCAUAUUGAUCAAGUGGACAAAAGAACAACUGUUACAGAAUCUAAUGCUACAAAAACAUCUGCUACAGAAUCAGCUUCUGCUGCAUUGACAACUGCUACUACAGCAAAGACACAGAGCCUUACAGUUUAAAAGAAGCUACACUGUUUCUAUUUGAUCUCUCUAUUUCAUAAUGUAUAUACAACCAUAUUUCUGAUCUGUAUAUGAAUAUAUAUUCUCCAAAUAAUGUAUGCAAAUAAAUCCAGCUUUUUUA